Fopius arisanus is the source of this 6891-nucleotide messenger RNA. It is a transcript of the gene slo, whose product is annotated as calcium-activated potassium channel slo. Gene Ontology annotation, molecular function: large conductance calcium-activated potassium channel activity. Gene Ontology annotation, biological process: potassium ion transmembrane transport. Gene Ontology annotation, cellular component: postsynaptic membrane. NCBI's taxonomy places the organism in Eukaryota, Metazoa, Arthropoda, Insecta, Hymenoptera, Braconidae. The transcript has 26 exons. The record is from RefSeq and is a predicted model, not a curated record. The coding region runs from base 1966 to 5487 and encodes 1173 amino acids.
AAAUUACUAAAUAAACAAUACUUCAACCCUCAGUGCCCCAUAAAUCCGAUAAUCGUGAGAUUUUUCCUCGAUGAAUGACCCAAUGAACUAAAAUUAAAAACCCCCGCGGAAGCUGUACCCCGCAAGAGAAAUCGAUCGUGCACUUCACCCCGAAAUAAUGCCGCAGAAAUAAGUGAAUAUUCACCCCAGUGACCGAAAAAAAAAAUUGUUAAUAACCCCUGUUCGUCUCAGAUAACGGGAUGUCGUGCACGCGCAGGUGACAGAAAGCUCAAACGCCGGCGCGAACCGAAGCCCCUUUCGGAGUGACUCGGGUGCCCUCGAGUAUUUCCGGGGUAUCCCAACCCCUCUAUAAACUCAAAAAAUCAUCCCUUCCCGUAGCUGAACCCUUGGAAAACCCAUUUAUUUUCAACUAGAACGAAUUGAAUCGAUUGAUUGCACCUGAAAAUCUCCCGUUCGCGGAGAACUCCAAAAAAUUCCCAAACCUGAGGAUGAAAAAUGUCAAAGCAUGUGGGGUUGCACGUGAAUCAUUCGAGAGGGCGCGCAUCAAGCCCCUACGUCACCAAAAGCUCUGAGCUUAUUGGUCCCAGUACCAUUGUUGCGUAUUGAUUGCCACAGACUGUGUUAGUGUACGUAGACUACUUUUUUUUCUCAAGUUAGUGAGUUUACCACUUUGGCUCGUAUCGUUGGUUUGUACCCGCGCGCUUCGCGAUGGCAUGGAUGAGUAAACGAGAGACAGAAAUCCCUUGAGAGAAGAUUAAAAAGAAAAAAAAAAUAGAAGAAACAAUUUACAACCCCCGAGUGCAAGUGGUAAAACAGAGGGUGAUAAAUAAGUGAGACUUGACAUUUGUUUACUCGAGUGAUUGAGAAUUUGAAAUUAAUUUGCCCAAGGUCCUCGGUAGGGGAAGGGUUGAUAUCCACCAGUGAAGCUUGCCUGAUACCCCACUUCGCCCAAUAAACCCUUGUUGCUGUGGGGGUGACUCCGGUGGUGGUGGUAAAACUGGAGUAGGAGAGAACGAUAGGAUAAAGGGGGAAUGGUUUGUACUGGAAGGUGGAUGGAUAAAGGAGGUGGUUUACAGUGGAUGUGUGGGUUGUGUUGGUGGAAAUUCUAGUGGAGGGUUUUUCUUGUCCUCGAUUCGGUGCCAUCUCCUUCGCCACGCGCCAACGCCAGUGCGGGUGUUACAGGAUUGCGUUUUUAUCUUAUCGUCAUUUUACUAUUUCUCCACUUCAUCCGCGAAUUCAAUCGUUACGAUAAUGCAAGUACAUGAAAAACAUUACGAUAAUAGCGGGGGGUAAUUGAUAUUUGGCCCUGAUUUUUUCCACAUUUCCUGGCUGUUGGGGAAAUUUAUCGUUGAGUUUAGCUCGCACUCGAUCUGUGUUUUUGCCAUUUAAUCGGCAAUUUUUUGAGGGUAUCCUGGUGUUCAGGAGGCGACUCGCGCAACCGUGUGACUUCCGGGUCAACGCUAGACGUGGAAAGCGCAAGCGGGAUCCUCACUUUACUGGGUUAUAUGUAUAUAAUACUUGUGUAUGUGUUGUAUGUACCAUUUAUCCUGAUGUCGCACUCUGCCGUUGGUAAAAUAACUGAUGAAAUAUUGCGAGAGAUUGGGUGAUUUGUUGGAAAAUUAUAGGAGUUAUUAUUUUGGUGUUACCCAGUGUGUUAUGUGACGGGGAAAAGAUCAUUUCACUUAACGUACGGUGUGACAAUUCAGAGACAGGAAUUGAAUAAUUUAAUUGUUUACGCGAGCGUUACGGAGAGGUGUGAAAUAAUAAAGUGAAUUGUUUAUUUUGAUUUAGUUCGCACGGUUGGAUGAUUGAGGUGAAUUGAAUUUGUGGAUUAGUACUGAUGAGGUGAAAAUAUUGCGGGCUGUUGAUACAAAUAAUGAAGCAUCAUCGAAUCAAACGUCUAAUGCGUGUGGCUGGCCCAAGGGGCCGGUGAAUGUGUGAUCCUGGGGGCAGAGAUCUGCCGGAAUGACGACGGAAUGCGACGGGUCGACCGAGCGGCCUCCGGUAAACGACUGCCUCACUGAACGAAAAUGGUGGUGCUUCAUAUUAUCAAGUAUAUUCACAUUUCUCGCUGGACUCCUUAUCGUAUUGCUGUGGCGUGCAUUCGCCUUUCUUUGGUGUCGCAAAGAGCCCGAAUUCGCUCCUAAUGAUCCGAAGCAGAAGGAACAAAAAGCCGCCCGACAGGGCAAGGAGUUUGAGGGGACUUUUAUGACAGAGGCUAAGGAUUGGGCCGGUGAACUCAUUUCCGGACAAACAACCACUGGACGAAUUUUGGUGGUACUGGUCUUUAUCCUCAGUAUAGCAUCGCUCAUAAUAUAUUUCAUCGAUGCCUCCAACGAAGAAGUCGAGCGUUGCCAGAAGUGGAGCAACAACACUACUCAGCAGAUAGACUUAGCUUUCAAUAUAUUUUUUAUGGUCUACUUUUUUAUACGCUUUAUCGCCGCCAGUGACAAGCUGUGGUUCAUGCUGGAGAUGUACUCGUUCGUGGAUUAUUUUACGAUACCACCGUCUUUCGUAUCGAUCUAUCUAGAUCGUACGUGGAUCGGGCUGAGAUUUCUCAGAGCCCUACGACUGAUGACGGUCCCUGACAUCCUCCAGUACCUUAACAUUCUAAAAACAUCGAGCUCCAUUCGUCUCGCCCAACUCGUCUCCAUAUUCAUCUCAGUCUGGUUGACUGCUGCUGGUAUCAUUCAUCUGCUUGAAAACUCAGGGGACCCAUUCGAGUUCGUGAAUCCACAACCGCUAUCUUAUUGGACAUGCGUGUACUUCCUAAUUGUUACAAUGUCAACGGUAGGAUACGGCGAUGUUUACUGCAACACUAUUCUCGGCCGCACAUUCCUAGUAUUUUUUCUACUCGUCGGUUUGGCCAUAUUCGCCAGUUGUAUCCCCGAGAUAAUUGACCUGAUCGGGACGCGAAACAAGUACGGCGGCACUUUGAAGAACGAGCGAGGUCGCAGACACAUUGUUGUUUGCGGUCACAUCACCUACGAGUCAGUUUCCCACUUCCUCAAGGAUUUUUUGCACGAGGAUCGUGAGGACGUCGACGUCGAAGUGGUCUUCUUGCACAGAAAAGAACCGGAUCUUGAAUUGGAGGGUCUCCUGAAGAGGCAUUACACCACCGUGGAGUUUUUUCAGGGAACCAUGAUGAAUGCUGUGGAUCUAGAGCGUGUCAAGGUCCACGAGGCAGACGCGUGUCUGGUACUUGCUAACAAGUACUGUCAAGAUCCGGACGCUGAGGAUGCGGCAAACAUUAUGCGUGUGAUCUCCAUUAAAAAUUAUUCGGAUGACAUACGCGUUAUCAUUCAGUUAAUGCAAUAUCACAAUAAGGCCUAUUUAUUAAACAUUCCAUCAUGGGACUGGAAACAAGGAGACGACGUGAUAUGCCUCGCUGAGCUGAAACUCGGCUUCAUCGCUCAAUCCUGCCUGGCCCCAGGAUUCAGCACGAUGAUGGCAAACUUGUUCGCCAUGAGAUCCUUCAAGACGUCGCCGGACACUCAGGCGUGGCAGAAUGAUUACCUGCAGGGAACGGGCUGCGAGAUGUACACGGAAACCCUCUCCCCGUCCUUUACAGGGAUGACAUUUCCCCAAGCCAGCGAAUUGUGUUUCACGAAAUUGAAACUAUUACUCCUGGCGAUCGAGAUUAAGGGUGAAGCGGGUGCGGACAGCAAAAUCUCCAUAAAUCCACGUGGUGCCAAGAUCGCUGCUAAUACUCAGGGAUUUUUCAUUGCUCAAUCGGCCGAUGAGGUCAAACGUGCAUGGUUUUACUGCAAAGCAUGCCACGAGGACAUCAAGGACGAGACACUGAUCAAGAAAUGCAAAUGCAAAAACUUGGCGACAUUCCGGAAGGGCGUGAGAGCCGUUCAGAUGGUCGGAAGAGCAAGUGAAGACUUCUCGUACGCAAACGACCAUCAUCCUCCCCCCACAUUCACUCCGCCAGAACUGCCCAAGAUGGUUCACGUGAGAGGUGAAAUCAGUCGAGACCGAGAUGAUCCAAAUGCCAUGAGGAAUCACCGUAACUCCGUAGGAAUGACAACAAUGAAUUCAACAAAGCAAGUGAAUAAAGUCAAGCCAAAUGUCAACAGAGCAACCAGUGAUAGCUUAUCCAGUCCCAAUCAUCCGUACAAUCAGAGAUCGCAAGAGGAGUCGGCAUACUCUGGCUACCAUCUCGCCUACGAAGUCAAAAAACUCAUGCCUACAAACAGAGCAUCCGGUGGCUCAAAUGUUAAUAACAACGGUGGUCUGCAGAUUGGCAUUGCCGACGAUCAGGCGAAAGAUUUUGACUUUGAAAAAACUGAAAUGAAAUACGAUUCAACGGGUAUGUUCCACUGGAGUCCAGCCCGCAAUCUCGAAGACUGCAUACUGGAUCGCAAUCAGGCCGCAAUGACUGUGUUAAAUGGGCACGUUGUUGUAUGCCUAUUUGCUGAUCCUGAUUCACCAUUAAUUGGACUGAGAAACCUUGUCAUGCCAUUACGAGCUUCCAAUUUUCAUUACCACGAGCUUAAACACGUAGUUAUAGUCGGAUCCGUUGACUAUAUAAGACGCGAGUGGAAGAUGCUGCAAAAUUUGCCAAAGAUUUCGGUUCUCAAUGGUUCACCAUUGAGCAGAGCAGAUUUACGAGCAGUGAAUGUUAAUCUCUGUGACAUGUGUUGCAUCCUGUCGGCAAAAGUGCCUAGCAACGAUGAUCCAACCCUCGCCGACAAGGAAGCCAUUCUCGCGUCCCUUAAUAUCAAGGCUAUGACAUUUGAUGAUACAAUUGGAGUACUCAGUCAAGGUAAACUAGGCUUUCUAGAUUCAAUGAAAAUAAACAAGCGGUAUGUUGAUGAUGUUGUUUGCUCAACAGUUGGCAGCCCCAUUGUACUGCAACGACGUGGCUCAGUUUACGGUGCAAACGUGCCAAUGAUCACUGAACUCGUAAACGACAGUAACGUACAAUUUCUCGACCAGGACGACGACGACGAUCCCGAUACGGAGCUCUACCUCACCCAACCGUUUGCAUGCGGCACUGCCUUCGCUGUCAGCGUACUUGACUCUUUAAUGUCUACGACCUAUUUCAAUCAGAACGCACUGACACUAAUCCGAUCGUUAAUCACUGGAGGAGCGACACCCGAAUUGGAAUUGAUUUUAGCUGAAGGUGCUGGAUUAAGAGGUGGUUACAGUACGGCGGACAGUCUGGCAAACAGAGAUCGCUGUCGCGUAGGUCAAAUCUCACUGUAUGAUGGGCCUCUGGCCCAAUACGGUGAGGCUGGCAAGUACGGCGAUCUCUUUGUUGCGGCAUUGAAAUCAUACGGAAUGCUGUGCAUUGGUCUGUACAGGUUUCGCGAUACGAGUUCGUCUUGCGAAGCCUCGUCCAAGCGUUAUGUGAUCACAAAUCCACCCGAUGACUUUACUCUAUUACCUACGGAUCAGGUCUUCGUGCUUAUGCAGUUCGACCCUGGCCUCGAGUAUCGACCGAACAGAGGGACACGAGGAAAGGACGAUGCCUCCUGACUGUUGCUGUGUAGCGCCCUCACAGACGGACCCUAUUCCUACAUUUAAUUCCACGUAGGAAGGCUGUCGUGCCACCUUGUCAUCCAUGAAAUAUAUCUGCGUCUUCAUCAACCCCCGGGGCCUCAACCCCAUCACAACAAAUAGUUAUUCUUUCUCAUUUUUAUCACACAAACCUAUCACCUUUUUUUCCUUCAAACAAAUUUGCACUUUAACAAUUAAUGAGGACUCUACUGGGCUUCUGGAAACUUCAGAGAUUUUCAAGUGGUAAUCUAAUGAAGACGAGAGAAUUAUUGAACGGUGGCACGAUUGAGGGUCUGGAGGGCUGCUACACGUUGCCAAUGUCACGAGGUUAAACUAUGAUUAAAAUAGAAUAGGCACGAAGGACAAUUUAUCAAUGGAGGUGCAACACUCACGUGCGAAUGCCCAUGGGUAAUCGAAGAUGGUCUAAUCAGCGAUGAGAUAACAAUGAAGAAGACAAUCCUCGCCAGCAGUUAGUCGUCGCCACGUAGAACAUCCUCUAGGUGUCAUCAUUCUCGAUCAGGCUUGACAAGAUGGACGAAUUCAUCGCUGUUAAUCUAAAUCACUCAAUCAACCAGAGACACUAAUUGUGAUUAAUCGUGAUGACAAACUGGUAGAGUGUGAACAGUCAUUGGUAGAACCUGAAAAGAAAUAAUUCACGGAGAUGAAUGAAAUCAAUGGUAAAAACGAUAGAUGAGAGUGCGCGGGACUUAUUCAUGUAAUCUUUACCUCGUGUGUCUUGAUUAACGAUUAAAAUCCACAAAUGAAGAAUAUGUGAACUCUGAAUGAAGCACUUUGUACAGGUAUCUUACGUAUAUGUACGUAUUUUCACCCUGAAAAAUACUUACAAAUUCGUAAAACAAUUAAUUAUAGAUAAUUACGAAAAAUGAAUUGCCCUUUUCCACAAAUGACUUUGAGUAAAAAAAUAAAUAAUUAAAUAAUAAAAGGAAGAAGAAAAAAACAUACAGAAUAAACAACAAAUUACAUAAAACAUCAGUUAUAUAUCGGUAUGUAUACAUCAUAGGUACAUAUUCGUAUAUAUUAAUUAUUAUACAUGAAGAUACAAGAAAUCAUAUAAAUAGACACUCUCUCUUUUAUAUAUUUUUGUGAAACUCACGUGUGUAUAUAUACGGGCGGACAUAUUAUACAUAAAUUAUAACAAAAUAAUUAUUAUAAAAAAUAACCGAGAAAUGAGAAUACACAGUUGAGCGUUUCACAAUUGCGUUGGAGUGUAAUGUCAUUAAUUUGCAGGCAAAAAUGAAUAAUUCAACAUCACAUUUGCAUUAUUGAGAAACAACUCUACGAGAAAUAUAAUAAUUUGAUAAAAUUUCUGCGCACGUUGAAAUUCACAUUCAUACCCAGGACUGGGAAAUGGGUUGGGGGGGG